Molecule: messenger RNA, 6558 nt
Organism: Podarcis muralis (Common wall lizard)
Lineage: Eukaryota; Metazoa; Chordata; Lepidosauria; Squamata; Lacertidae
Gene: SFSWAP
Product: splicing factor SWAP
Biological process (GO): mRNA 5'-splice site recognition; RNA processing
Molecular function (GO): RNA binding
Source: RefSeq, a predicted model, not a curated record
AAAAAGAAAGGGGGGGCGGGAAUCACAGCUGUGCCAGAAGUUAAAAUACUACAAGUAUUAAGAUUCACCUCUGCUUUCUAAGCACCUGGGCAGACUUGUCUAAACAGGAAUGUUUCCAUCAGGCGCUGAAAAAUGUACAGUGAAAAGGAGGUGUCUGCUUGAUCUCAAUAGGCAGGGAGUUCCAAAGUGCAUGUGCUGCCACACUAAACGAAUGGGUAUUAUGUGGCACCUGUAUUUUGCUUUGUUUUAUUUAUUGAACAAGAAGAGUAUUGUUUUACUCUCACCACCCAAUUUUGUGGGCAGCUGUGUUGGUCUGUUUAAGAAAGCGACCGAGGGAAGGAGGAGAUAAAACACCCCCAAAAGUUAACAGUAAGGCAGGAGUGGGGAAUCUGCAUGCUGCCCCCACCAAAAAAUGUUUUUGGGACUAUAAAUCCCAUCGUUCUUGACUGCUCACCAUGCAGUUUGAGCCCAGCAAUAUUUUGGGAAGGCUACACCUUCCCCACCUCUGGUUCAGUGUCUUUAUUAAGGCUCUGAUCCUUUGCACACUUAAUUAUCUGGGACUAUGCACCUAUCAAGUACAGUGGUGCUUGCUUCUGAGUAAACGUGUAGGGUUAUACUAAUGGAGCAGUUAAAAGAGAGUAGUGUUCUUUAGUUCCUAGCCUGUUGCCCUUAUUUUACUUUUGGGUGGGUGCAAAAUCUUCCUUUCUGUCAUUUGGUUGUGAUGCCAAAAGGAGUAGGGAAUUAACUUUAAAGUUGAACAGAUUUAUCAAGGCAUAAGCAUCCAUGGGCUGGAGCCCACUUCGUCCUCAUUUGGCAGAUAAUGACAAAUUUCCAUAUAUAUCUGAAUUUGUGUGUGUGUGUGCAUGUAUUUAAUUCUGGGUCUUUAUCUUUUUUGACCAAAGCAGCAUUUAAAAAGAACAAAACCAUUAAUAACAACUAGGUUAAAGUUAAAACAACAGCACAUUGCUAGCUGAGGCUAGCAUUUUAUAUAUUUGGGCUCAAGCCCAUGGAUGUCUACCCACAAUAAAAUUGUUCAUCUUUAAGGUGCCACUGGGCUCCUUACUGUGGUUGAUGUGGCAGACCAACGUGGCUACCCCUCUGGAUUUGGUGGUGGCAGUGAUCAUACAUGAUCCAUAGAAGUGAUGGGGACGAUGACACAGGACUCAGUUGGGGGGGGAGCGGGCAGUCUUAGGUAGAAGUGCUUCCUUGCGACAUAGGAUUCAGGCUUGCCUUUUGAUAACACUUGGUAAUUCUAGAAGCCUCUGGCCUCCCCCAAUGUUCACUUCCUUCCUGGCAGAGGGUUAACAUAUAAUGCCCCCCUCCCCCUUGUAGGAGGGUUGUGUAUGGUUAUAUAUAUUUAUAUAUGCUGGGGUGGGAAUAAUCUCCUUUUCAAACCAAACUUCAUAAUGGCUUCUCCUAUGAACUGAACGAAGACGAGCUUUUUUGUUUGUGUACUGGAAAAUAAACAAAAUAACUUGUCUCCUUUUCCCUUGGGUUUUAGAUGGGUUUUCAAGUAGCCUAAUUUUGGAAUGUAUCCCUUUUGGUAUUGUGUUGUUGGCUGGAACGUUUUGUGAUGGUACCUGGAAUGUUUUGUAUGGAAAAUGCCUUUCCAUCCUAACUUCCAGCAAGACCUGUAGACUGAUGGACUCAGCUGUUGGUGAUGUGUCAGCCCUAAAAUAAAAGACCUCUUCCCUAGAUCACUGUUGAGAUUCUGCCUCUUCUGUUGUUUAGCUUAUUUCUGUUUCACUUUUCCUUCACUGGUGACAUCUUUGCAACACCUCAUGUGAGGCAGGUUAAGUUGGUGAAUAGCGAUAGCUUUGUAGUGAAUGAGCAUCAUAGCUCAACAGGGACCCCAAACCUGCGAUCACUUCUUCUUAACAUUUACAUCUAGUAUUGCUUCUGGCAUGUGCCAGCAAAUGUUUAAGCAGCUGCUACAUAUGUUGCUGUUUAUCUAAUUUGGUUCAUUAUGUUGCUGAUUGGAGGUGCACUGGUAGGAUUAGAAUCUGAUAGUGAUUUUUGACUUGUGGAAACCUUUCUGAUUGCAAUGUAGGUAAUGGCUUCUGCAAUCUUUGUAUAUCUUCCUUACGCUUGGUAGUGCUUUCAAUUUUGAACAAAACCUUCUAAAUGGAGCUUUGUGUCUGGUUGGAUAGUCUCAGUGUUGGAGGAUUUUCUGCCUGUGCUUUUAGUGGAUGGUUAUUUAGGGACUUUUUCACGAAUACUAAUAUACAAGGAGACUGAACCAGAUUUUUAAGUAGUGAUGAAUUCCCCAUAACACUCAGCACAGGAAAGUCUGAAUGACUUUGGUUUGAAAAGGGGCACAUGGCAUAUUGUAAAUGUUUGCUCCUUCCGUUUCAAUUUCACACAAAGACCCAAAUUGAAAACUAAUUUUUAUGUUAUGAUAAAUAAUCCCAAAGUGAUAGCACCCUUGAACCUAGGCAAAGCACAUGACAAAUUACUUUCCGUGGGAAUUUCUGUAAAGGACCAUUGCAUGCCAGUAAAGACUGAAAAUGAAUUGUAUACAGAAAACCUCUAUAGAUACUAGAUAAUAAAGUUUCUUUUUCCAGGUACACAACCAAACAAGUGUUUUUAGUUUGAAGGAUUGGUGAUGAAGUGAUAAAUUGAUUAUUGGUUGGAAUUCGGUUCUAUGCUAAGCAAAUUGAAUAGCAGUGUAAAUUCAAGUGUCUUAUGUGCUGGUGGAAUUUUCAGUAGGGUUAGGGAUGCGGACACACACUUAUUGGGCAGCUUGUAGUCUGGAAUGAAUCAGCUGUGAAGAACGGUGGGAGCAAAUUGUAGCAUAUGCUCAUGGCCUAUAAAGUAAACAAUCUACAUUUGUAAAUUAAGGAGGUUUGACAAACUUACACACAACUGUAAUACAAAAUAGCUUUCAGAUGGGCAGGAAAAUUUUUAUAUUUUUCUAGGAAUCCUCAUUUUUACCUUGAGCAGUCCAAAAUUGUUCAUCUUCAUCAGAAGAUGAAAUAACAUUGGUAUUGAGAUAUUCAAGGCCAAAAUUCCUGUGGGAAAAUGCUUUUGGUAAUCUGUUGCUUGUUGUGAUAUUUUUUAUUUUAAGCUGGUCAGACUUUUAUGCAGUGUCCAUCUCGGACUGGUGAAAUUCAUUGCUGUGUCAACUCACUUUUUCCAAAUCACAUGGAAACCAUUGGAUUAUUACUAACAUUCUUCAAUAAACUAAGCUAAACCAAUGUUGCACAAAUAAUUCCACAGAAAUUAUUAGACAAUAAAAAUGCUUACUAAGUUACUUGCCAAUCAUACAUUUAUAGCACACAUUUCAGUUUACAAAACUAUAUUUGAUUGCCUGAGGGUGAUUCUUACUUGCCAAAGGUGACUAAAUGAAAAGCUGUUUACAAGCCCAAAAUAAACCAUUUAACUGUAUUUAAGGAGACUUCUGUAUCUCUUUAGCAUUAUGGUAUUUUUAGUACCUUCUGUAGAGAACCUCCUUAAAUUGCACAUAUGUUACUGUUCCUAUAUAUGUGUGUCUCUCUAUCACAUAAUCAGCACUUCUUUCCUCAGCCAAAUGGCUAGGGGCCGAGCCUAGCCAUGAUUUUACCUCCAAUGGACGCAAGUUUCUUUGGUGAAGAUUUCUCCUGAGAGUUCGAGACUAGCAGAAAGAAGCGAGGAAAUUGCGACCGUUUGGUUCUUACGGAUAGGUAUGAUGGGCGUGGUCACCUGCAUGACCUUUCUGAAUAUGAUGCUGAAUAUUCCACAUGGAACAGAGAUUACCAGUUGUCUGAAGAGGAGGCUAGAAUAGAAGCCCUCUGUGAUGAAGAGAGAGGAAGAAUAUAAGAGACUGAGUGAAGCUUUGGCAGAAGACGGUACCUAUAAUGCAGUGGGAUUCACUUACAGUAGUGAUUAUUAUGAUCCUUCGGAGCCCACUGAGGAGGAAGACCAGCCUUCAAAAGCAAAAGCUGCUGCGGCCAAGGCAGAACAUGUGGAGGAAAAUGAAGAACCAUUUGUUGCUCCUUUGGGACUGAAUGUACCUUCUGACGUGGAGCUGCCACCAACAGCCAAAAUGCAUGCAAUCAUAGAACGGACUGCAAAUUUCGUCUGCAAGCAGGGGGCUCAGUUUGAGAUUAUGCUGAAGGCAAAGCAAGCUCGGAACUCUCAGUUUGACUUUUUGCGGUUUGACCACUACCUCAACCCUUACUACAAGUUUAUUCAGAAAGCUAUGAAGGAGGGGCGAUAUGCUGCGACUUCAGAAAAGAAAAAAGAGGAGGAAAAAAAUGCUGGAGGUACUGAUGAUGAAGAUGAUGACUACGAUGGAGAUAACUACCUGCACCCAAGCCUCUUUGCUUCUAAAAAGCACAGUAGACUUGAAGAGCUUAUGAAGCCUUUAAAGGUGGUGGACCCUGAUCACCCACUGGCAGUGCUUGUUCGCAAGGCUCAGGCUGACAAUAACUUGGCUGCCCCACAGCCAGCUGAAGGAGCAGCUGUUCAGUCAUCACAAAUAGAAUAUUCUUCAGAUCCAACUGUGGCAGCCAUGUAUUACAGUUACUACAUGCUGCCAGAUGGAUCCUAUUGCCUCGCCCCUCCACCCCCAGGAAUUGACAUGGCAACUUAUUACAAUGCACUACCAGCAGGAGUGACUGUGUCUAGCACUACAGGAGUAGCCACAAUGACAGCACCACCUCCUCCUGGCACUACACCACCACCAUCUUCAGAGGCAACUGAUGACACCAGUGGUGUAAUGCCUGCCACGACUACUUCAACAAGCACAAUUCCUUCUGUGGUUACCAUCAUCCCCCCACCUCCAGACAUCCAGCCCGUGAUUGACAAGUUAGCUGAAUAUGUUGCUAGGAAUGGGAUUAAAUUUGAGACCAGUGUCCGUGCCAAGAAUGAUCUAAGGUUUGAGUUCCUGCAACCUUGGCACCAGUAUAAUGCCUACUAUGAAUUUAAGAAACAGUUUUUCCUUCAGAAAGAGGCCAGUGACAGCUCAAAGCAGGUAGCAACUUUAUCGGAGGAUGUCCCUGCUGAUACUGCCAACACUGAACCUGGAGAAGCCCAGUUUCCCGCUGACAGCAUGUCUGAAGAUGUAGAGUCUGCUGCCCAAGGAAAUGAUAAACAAGAUGCACUGGCCAUUAAAAUUUCCAAUGAUGGCAAACUGAUAAAAGCAUCCUUUGCACCAAUAAGCUUUGCAAUCAGGGCCAAAGAAAAUGACAUGCUCCCCUUGGAGAAAAACCGUGUGAAACUUGAUGAUGACAGCGACGAGGAGGGGGAAGAAGGCAAGGAAGGCCAAGAGAAUGCCAGUAGCACCUCAAACAGCCAUUCAGCAUUUGCCAUGUCCAGUGGGGCUGCUGAAGAGAAGAAGCCUCAGCUGACACAGGAGGAGCUGGAAGCCAAACAAGCAAAGCAGAAACUAGAGGACAGAUUAGCGGCGGCGGCAAGGGAAAAGCUAGCCCAAGCCUCCAAGGAAUCGAAAGAAAAGCAGCUUCAGGCGGAACGAAAAAGAAAAGCUGCACUGUUCUUGCAGAACCUGAAGAAUCCCCUGGCAGAUGCAGAGGUUGAGAAAAUGGAGGAGCAUGCCUUCAAUAUAGAGACUGUUGGUAACAUGCAGUGUCCCCUGUUGACUGGCAUCAGGACAUUGCCAACCUUGGAAGCAAAGGCACCUGAAAGGCCUUCAAGCAGAAGCAGAGAUCUGCCCAGGGAAGAAGAGCGGGAGAAAAAGAAGAAAAAGCACAAGAAAAGAUCCCGGUCAAGGUCAAGGUCGCCUCCUUCCAAAUAUCACUCUUCGUCUAAAUCCAGGGUUCGGUCACAUUCAAAAGCCAAGCACUCACUUCCCACUGCCUAUAGAACUGUCCGGCAUUCCAGGUCUCGCUCAAGAUCACCCAGGAGAAGAGCUCACACACCUGAAAGGCGCAGGGAGGAGAGGAGCGUCCCAACUGCAUAUCGUGUCAGCAACAGUCCAGGAAUGAGUAGGCGGCGCACACGUUCCAGAAGUCCCCAUGAAAAGAAGAAAAGGAGAUCUCACUCCCACACCAAGUCCAAAGCGAGGUCUCAUUCGCCAUCCAUCUCUCCAGGCAAACAAUCUGCACAUAAGAACUCCACCCAUUCAGCCAGUGUCUCUCCUGUGGAGAGUAGGGGAUCCAGCCAAGAACGUUCUGGGGGCGUUUCUUUGGAAAAAGACGGCCAGAUCUCUUCAGCGAUUGUGUCGUCAGUGCAGAGUAAAAUAACUCAGGAUCUUAUGGCCAAGGUGAGGGCAAUGCUCGCAGCUUCCAAAAACAUCCCAACUAGUGCCUCCUGAGACCAGAAGGAGGGACUCUUCAGAAUACCGUGUACAGAAGGAAACUUGGUUCCAGUGGUUCCCAACAACAGAGUUCCAGGAGCUGACAUCCUUGUUGUGUACAGAAGAUCUCAUUGGAACUUCAAUGAUUUUUCCACGUCAAACUUCCUUUUGAUAAAAUAAGCCUUUGGGGGUUUUGUAAAUUACGUUUUGACCAGUUCUUCAGUAAGAAUCUUACCAUGAGCAAUGUCUGUAUAUUUGUAAAUAAAAUGUUCCUGCGGAUGUUAACACAAAUUAAAAUGCAGAUAAACCAUUUUUAUUAAAUA